Acanthamoeba castellanii str. Neff is the source of this 1443-nucleotide messenger RNA. RefSeq names its product ABC transporter, ATPbinding domain containing protein. Gene Ontology annotation, molecular function: ATP binding; transmembrane transporter activity; ATP hydrolysis activity. Gene Ontology annotation, cellular component: plasma membrane. NCBI's taxonomy places the organism in Eukaryota, Discosea, Longamoebia, Acanthamoebidae. The transcript is spliced from 9 exons. The record is from RefSeq and is a predicted model, not a curated record. The coding region runs from base 1 to 1443 and encodes 480 amino acids. Gene Ontology annotation, biological process: transmembrane transport.
AUGGAACUGGAAACGUUUGCCAAGGAGAGGCAGCGAGGGUUCUUCAAUGCUGCCAUCUCAAACGACGAUGAGGACGUAAUACCUUCUCGUGAAGCGAGGCACGACGAAGAUGAAGAUGACGAUGGUGAUGAUGGUGAAGGGCACACCCAAGGAGGAGAGGAGCAAGAUGACAUGCGAGUGAUGAAGGAGGCCCACAAGGACUGGAGCGAAGACCAGUACUACGGCGGGAGCAACGUCACAGCGCUCGUGAAGCUCGACGAAUACGAGCGCGAGGACGACGCGCUGGUCAUCACCAUGAACAACAUCCACAAGACCUACCUGCUGGGCGUGGAGGGCGUGCCAGCUCUGCGUGGCGUGUCCAUGAGCGUGCGUCGUGGCGAAUUCCUCAUCAUCUACGGCACCAGCGGCGGUGGUAAGACGUCGCUGUUGAACAUCAUGGGCACCAUCGACAAGCCCACCAAGGGCAACAUGCGCAUCUGCAACACUCGCAUCUCCCGCUCCACGACCGACACCGAGCUCUCCGAGAUCCGUCGCUCCCGAUUGGGCUUCGUGUUCCAGACGUUCAACCUGCUCUCCUCGCUCACCGCCCUGGAGAACGUCAUGCUGCCCAUGAUCCUCGCCGGAAAGUACAAUCGCGCCGAGCGCAGGCAGCGGGCGAUCCAGCUGCUGACCAGGGUCGGGAUGGGCAAGCGGCUCGACCACCUCCCCUCCCAGCUCUCCGGCGGCGAGCAGCAGCGCGUCACGAUCGCGCGCUCAAUCGCGAACGAGCCCGACAUCCUCCUGCUGGACGAGCCCACGGGCGACCUGGACACCGUCAACACCGUCAUUGCCAUGAAGCUCCUCACCGACCUCCACGUCAAGGCACGCACCGACAAGCUGACGCUGGUGAUGGUGACCCACGAGCUGGCGCACAAGCCCUUCGCCGACCGCGUGAUCUGGAUGCGCGACGGCAAGAUCCAGACCGUGGAGCACAUCCCGGCCAAGAAGCGAGCCGAGGCCCACGCCAAGCUCCACGCCCAGUUCGCCGAGCUCAGCAUCAACCAGGACACGUUCGACGCGGAGGCGGCGCCCGCGCAGGACGAGGAAAUGGGCCUGGCCACCAACCCCGCCCUCAGCGAGGCGGCGCCGGACGUCAAGUCGUCGGUGUCGUUCACGCACACGGAGCUGCGUAAGCCGCAGAGCUACAGCACCCACCACUCAAGCGUCACUCGCAACGCCAAAGUAAAGCGGCCCGCCAAGCACACGGAAGGCGCCGGACUGGCCGCCAAGGGCAAGGUGAAGGCGGCCAAGGGAGCGGGCGUGUUCCCGGGCGAGCGCAGGGCCUCGACAGGCGGCAGCGACACGGAGGUCAACCCGCGGCAGACGCCGGCCUACCUGGCCGACCACCACGGGGGUAGCGGCUCCGAAUCCAACAGCAACUCGCCCCUCAUCGUCCUGCCCUGA